AUGCCUCGUGAACCAACUGACAGCUGGCUGUCGAAAUUGCGACCCGGGAGACCGCUGCUCGAGGCAUGGAUCCUAUCUGCCAUCAUCGUCUCCAUCUCCAACACUCUCGCUCAAAUCAUUGAUGCGUACAAGAAUGAGAAGGCGUUUGAAUUCGAUCUCCCCCGACUCCUGCGCUUUCUCUGCCUUGACCUUAUCACCGCUCCGGUAAACUACAAAUGGCAGGAGUUGCUCGAGAAGAUGUUUCCCCGACACGCACCCGCCUCCGCCUCGUCACGCGAAGAUUACCACUCGAUUCCGCUUGAAGACCAUGAUGUUGAAAAGGACUCCAACGCGGACGAGGUGGAAGUUGAGCAGGACCCCACCACCGUUGCCGAGGGCUCAAGUCCGCGACAACAACAACAACGGGCGAAGAGGACGAAGAAGAAGAAAAAGAAGGCUUCGGCAAAGAAGAAUUGGAAGAACAUCUGGACCAAGUGGUUCAUAGACUGCAUCACACUGGGCGCCAUCCUCAACACCGUCGCUUUCCUGGUCAUCAUGGGUUUUCUGAACGGCCAGCCUGGCAAGAUCCCGCAUAAUCUGCGUACGAAGACGUUAACCAUCAUUGUCAACGGGUACAAGAUUUGGCCGUUUGCCAACAUCAUUGCGCACAGCGUGAUUUCUUUUGAAAGGCGAAUCCCGUUCUUUGCGAUGGUCGCGCUGUGCUGGAAUAUAUACUUGAGUCUGGUGGCAGAGAGACUCUAG
Molecule: messenger RNA, 741 nt
Organism: Cladophialophora psammophila CBS 110553
Lineage: Eukaryota; Fungi; Ascomycota; Eurotiomycetes; Chaetothyriales; Herpotrichiellaceae
Exons: 2
Coding region: 1-741 (246 amino acids)
Cellular component (GO): cytoplasm; membrane
Source: RefSeq, a predicted model, not a curated record